CAUUCACUGGCCCAAGAGGUAAACUGCGCCUUCUCGAGUUUCAGUAUCAACUCCGCCUCCUUUCGUAAGACACAACAAUUAUCAAACUCUUUUUUUACCUUUAUCCUUUCUUUCUGGCAAAGCACGAUAAAAACCCUUAUUUCCAUAGCAUUUAUUAUUAUUACAACAAUAAGUCACUUUUUCAAGCACCCCUGCAUAGGCCAAGUUAAUCGAGUUCCAACCUUCGUAAUUCACGUUACCUACCUAACCCAGGUACACAAACCCGCAAGCAUACCUAACCUACCUAACCUACCUUACCUCUUAAAUAAAGCUUAACUAGAGCAAGCAACCACAACCUACCUAGGUAGACUUGUCGGUACAAUACCUAACGAGCUAUCACCUUGAAACCAGGUACCUACCUCCUAUGCACAAUGGCAGCUGAAAAGAAGCCACGGCCGCUCUCGAUUUCGAAAGGCGGGCCAACGGCAACGGUGGUUCCUACCAAAGACUCUUCGAAUAAGUCAAAUGGGGAGUCAAAUGGGGUGGACAAAACAGCUUUAACACAAAGCGCCAAGCCUACUUUGACGACAGAUGCAUCUAUCGCAGCUGACAAGGAGCGCGACUUGCUGGCACAACCCAGAGUUUCAAUGAAUAUUGAAGAAUUCCAUGGCGAAGUCCAAACUACGAACGACUUACCCGCCAUUGAGACGCUGCGCAAAAUAGAGACAUACAACGUUCUCGAUAGCGAUGGGAAGUCGCAUAGUUUUAAGAGCCUCUAUGCUGGCCGCAAUUCUCCGCGCCGAGUUCUCAUAAUAUUUAUCCGGCAUUUCUUCUGUGGUAAUUGCCAAGAAUAUCUACGCACGCUUUCGGCCUCGGUUACUCCAGAGGCUCUUUUGCAGUUACCAGUCAGCACUUUCAUCGCUGUAAUAGGGUGUGGCUCUCCACAGCUUAUCAACUCGUAUAUCCAAGAGACCGGUUGUCCUUUUCCGGUCUAUGCUGAUCCAACCCGUCGUCUAUAUGCUGAACUCGGAAUGGUGCGCACCUUAGCAUUGGGUCCCCGACCGGCCUAUAUGCAAGGGAAGUCGGUAGCUCAUACUGUCGUCUCUGGCGUAGUCCAGGGGUUAAAGCAAGUGAAAUCAGGUUUAGCGACGAAGAUGGGCGACCAAAAACAAGUGGGCGGAGAGUUCCUUUUUGAACCCGCAAGUCUAACGCUGGACACUCCUGUCACCACUCCACGUAGCGAAGAGAACAAGCAACUUGAGCUUCCCGACGAGAACGAGGGGCUAGAUGAUCACGAAGACCCCAAGAUAGAGGAAAAGCGUGUCACAUGGUGUCAUCGGAUGCGGACGACCCGAGAUCAUGCCGAGAUCCCAGAGCUGAUGGAGGUACUUGGGUUGAGUGGCACCGGUGCCCCUAUCAAGGACAAGAAAAGAUGGGAAAAGGCAUUGAGGACAAGAAAGGGCACCGGCUUGAGCAUGGCCAGCCAGAUGAGCCGAUUGAGUGUCGACACCACGCAUACCAAUCAUAACGGCAGUAUAAAAUCAGCCUCAAACACCGAGUAUCCGAACAGUAUGGCUGGACGCGACACGAACAGCCAUGCUUCUAUUAAGUCUCAUUAAACGAUGGAAUUAGUUGAAACACCUAAUUUUCUCUAUUGUUCUCCUCUUUUCGACCCGGUUGGAAAACGUGUCUUAAUGCAUAUUACUGGGGGAUAUUACCGACGUUUUUGAUUAUCAAGGUACAAGAAAGUUUACUUUAAUUCGUUUAUAUGACUUGAGGCAAACAAUUUAUAUGAUAAUCUGUAUAUGGAGAUUCGAGAUAUAUAUAGAUAUAACCUUCUCAAAUAAACGUGAUAUCAAAUUUAUUUAUUGAGUUACAAGAUACGAAGUACAUAUAGGAUUAAUAGCAAAAAAAGAGAUCUACCAGAAA
Daldinia caldariorum is the source of this 1908-nucleotide messenger RNA. Its product is annotated as AhpC/TSA antioxidant enzyme-domain-containing protein. The record is from RefSeq and is a predicted model, not a curated record. NCBI's taxonomy places the organism in Eukaryota, Fungi, Ascomycota, Sordariomycetes, Xylariales, Hypoxylaceae. Bases 411 to 1598 code for a protein of 395 amino acids. The transcript is spliced from 2 exons.